Molecule: messenger RNA, 3327 nt
Organism: Aureobasidium namibiae CBS 147.97
Lineage: Eukaryota; Fungi; Ascomycota; Dothideomycetes; Dothideales; Saccotheciaceae
Exons: 3
Coding region: 1-3327 (1108 amino acids)
Molecular function (GO): protein binding
Source: RefSeq, a predicted model, not a curated record
AUGAGUGUGUCAGAGAGCGACAAGGCUCGACGCUACAUCGCCAGCCUCAAUGCCGCCCGUCUGAACGGUGCCUGGUCCGACGUGCCCGAGCUGGUCCGCAAGGUCGACAAACACGCGCCGCACCGGAGAUGCCUGACCCUCGCCGCUGCAUCUGAGGCACAAACUGCGACGUCGUCCAAUCGCCGUCCUGGCACUCAGACCUCGGCCGCUUCCCACACCAGCCUCCUCGAUCUAACUCCCAGGCUCGUCCAGGCCGUCGAGAGCGAAAAGAUCCUGCUUGAAGAUGCCUUCCAGGCCAAUGUCGCCCUUCACGAGAUAUACUUCCUGCGCGCCGAAUGGUCUACCGUCCUGGGCGGUCUGAAAACAAAUGUCUGGUCAGAAGUCGCUCCUUUCGCACGGUCGCCCGCAGAAUUGAACCCCAACACCCGCCUGGCGGUCCUCAAAUACUGCUACUUCCUGGGUGUUGCCACAGAGCAACAAAUCUCGCCGGAAAGUGCUCUCAGUGUAUACAGCCAAGCUCUUUCGGCCAUCGACCAAGCCCCUGUCAAUCUGGCUGGUCUCUCCGAAUAUCGAACCUGGGCUGCCCGUCUGUCAGGUCGCAUUUCCACUCUCCGAUCGAACCAGGGUCACACAUCAACCCUCUUUGCUGCAAAUGCUGCUUUAGUCUCAUACAGAGCAUGGGCUCGCAACUGGACUGGCGAUUCGGCCUCAAAGAUUGCUGCUCCGAGUUACUCUCUUGGUCCCUAUGAUGUCUCCAACAAAGAUGUGUGGGCUAUGUACUACAACUUCCUCUCUUUCGUUCUCAGCACAGACUUGGUCUACACCAACUCCGCCGAGUCACCUUUGGCUAUUCACAACCCUAACCAUGCCACUAGCGAUUUGGUCAAAAUGAGGCUUCGCCAACGAUCUGAGUUGAAGCAAGUCGAAGCUGCAUACGAGAGUGUGCUGCUCUACAAGACAAAGUUCCCUCAAGCAAAUCAGACCAACGAAGAAGUGGAACAAUGGACAAACUCGGUCAUCGCUAACUGGUCUAUUCUGUGCGGUCCGAGAUGGCGCGAGAUCGAUCUUGGAGAGGGUGGUAAGGCUGUCGUCAGUCGCAGUACUCUGGAUAUCCUUUAUCGUGCUGCAACCAAGACUUUCCACUCGACAUUGAUCCUUCGUCACCUCUUCACCGUCCAUGCCUCACUGGCUGAGUUCGAUCUUGCCAUCAAGGCCUUCGACUCAUAUACAGAGAUUAUCAGCCGUGCAAAGUCGAGGGCUGAAAAGACUGGCCACAACGAGCCGGGACUGGACAGUGAUGACCUCGUGGUUCUGACCGCUGCUCAAGCUAUCGGUGUUCUGUGUAGAUAUGGAUCCCAGGCUGAGGGCGAGAAAGCCCUCGAGGUCUCAAAACGCUUAUCGGACUGGCUCAAGCAACCGCGUCCCAGUUCGGCUAUUACAGUCUCUAGGAAGGACGAAGAUGGUCGCCAACCGGACAGAUCUGCUAUCGAUGAUGAGACUGCAACCGGAAGACUUGUCUCGGCCGAGGCCUCUGUUGCUGCUUAUCGCGCUAUUGGUGAGAGCCAGGCAAACUUUGCACGACUGACCCAUGAUCCAGUACAACGAUCAGAAUACAGAGAGAAGGCUAUCAAGUCGUUGAGACUGGCUGCUGAGAUGUCACCAAACGGCAACCUCGACCCAGAGACUGCUCUUCUUCUAGGUACCGCUCUUGCAGAGAAUCGCCAACUAUUACCUGCCACCCAGAUUGUCAAAUUUGCCUUGGCUUCUUCGCAAGAUGACGAGUCCGGCAGCGUCGUGCAAAAAGGACACAUGAUCUCCCUUUAUCACCUCAUGUCCUUGCUUCUGACAGCACGAGGCGAUUACGAACAUGCAGUCGAGUUCUGUGAUAUUGCUUUCGAACAAUUUGGUGGCGUCGACAUUAUGCUUCGAGACUCGGAGGGCGAGAGCCUUAUUAUGCAGAUGGACGAGUCAGAAAAGGAAGGAUUACUGCAACUUCGUCUGACGCAGUUGGCUCUUACUGAGAUGCUGGAUGACAGCGAAACGGCAGUCGACGCUGGUUCUCAGGUGCUUGCACUUUAUCAUAAGUUGUUCGCCACUUCAAGCAAUGGCGUAGCACCACCGUCCAAAGACGCAGCGGCUUCCUUUGCCGCACCAUCAUUGAAAACGGAAGGCACAUUUAAGAGCGUCGGUGGUAGUAUACUCAGACGCUCAAAGUCCACAAGAAAGACUGCAGACGGUCCUGCAUUGGAUAAAGAUGCGCCACCGCUUCCCACUACGAAUAAUAAUGCUGCGAUACCAGGAACGACCACCACCGAUGAGAACACAUUGCAAGAAAAGCACCACCACAAACUCCAUCUACCUCAUCAUCCACUGAAACAUCUCCAUCACCACGACCACGCAAAAGAUCCCGAGAAGGAGGCUCUCGCUUUUGACACUCCUGCCGUUCCUACUAAAGAUGGAUCUGACCAGAAUCGACCAUUGCGUGAAGUGCCACAUAAUCUUGAAUCCAGCCAGCAACCUGCGCCAAUCGGACAUUCAAAUCAACCACCCUCGCAAGACCUCCGUCUGCCUGCUCCAUACCCAACGACCACACCUGCAGCACUCCGUCCACACUAUCCUUCAGCUAGACAAAAACGUCAUAAUGUAUCUCUGUUGAUCGAAGUCUGGCUACACAUCGCAGGCCAAUACACACGCGGCGAGUUUUUCGAAGAUGCGGAAGGUGCGAUCGAAGAAGCACACAAACUGGCAGAAGACUUCCAACAUGCAGUUGGCCGAGAGGAUUCUUCCGCCAGAGCAUUUGACGAGAAGGGCUGGGGCAAUGGUCGCAGUGCAAACAGACUGUGGGCAGACGUCUGGGCUGAGCGCGCCGCUCUGGCAGCAGCAAAACACCGCCCCCAUGACGCCCUCGCCGCCUACGAAAGAGCACUGUCACACUAUCCCGACCACGCAGCCGCCAUCGUAGGAAUUAGCGCCAUCCUCCUCGACGUCUACGCUCAAGUCAUUCCUGCCGAACUGCCCCUCCCCAACUCCAUCAUUCCUCCUCCUUCCGCCUCAGCACCCACAAACCCUAAAGUGUUACCUCAAGAUCCCACGCCUUCAGUCGAAGUCCAAACUAGACUUGCAGCCAGGGACCGCGCGUACUUUCUGUUGCAAUCGUUGACGAAAAGUGGGGAGGGAUGGGAUGAUAGUGAGGCUUGGAGUUUGUUGGCUAGAGCUCAUGAGGAGAGUGGGCAGUUGGAUAGGGCGAGAGAAGCAUUGUGGUUCUUGGUCGAGCUUGAAGAUGGCAGACCAUUGAGACCUUGGAAUGUUGUUAGUAGCGCGCUUUAA